This is a messenger RNA of Nothobranchius furzeri (turquoise killifish), 6170 nucleotides long. RefSeq names its product fibroblast growth factor 14. Lineage: Eukaryota; Metazoa; Chordata; Actinopteri; Cyprinodontiformes; Nothobranchiidae. Gene Ontology annotation, biological process: regulation of voltage-gated sodium channel activity. The record is from RefSeq and is a predicted model, not a curated record. Gene Ontology annotation, molecular function: growth factor activity; sodium channel regulator activity. Gene Ontology annotation, cellular component: nucleus; cytoplasm.
CUCUGGGCGACGCUACGUUAGAUGUGAUGUUUCCUUCUAGGUGAGCCUGUGGGGACAAAAACAUUUACUGAUUUGUAACAAGCAGAUACAAAAUUUUUGCCAUUCAUAAACUCUGUUGUUUUACACGUUUAGCCCUUUGUUCGUGGCCGGUGAUGAACAGGGGUAUGAUGUGCUUGUCAUUUUGCAGAAGGUUGAAAGAUCUGAUUACACAUUGGAAAAUUGCGCUCCCAGGGAUUUUGACCCUAAUGGCCACCCUUUGAUAAGGUCUUACUCGAACACAAAAAUAGAGCUUGCUUGCUAAGAUUUAGGUAUGUAUUGCCACCCCCUGACAAGGAAAAAUACACAUUGUCACUUAAGUAGGAUGCACUACGGUGUGACUACCUUGUACUGACAUCAGUAGCGGUGAGUACAUCAUGUUGUUUGUUGUCCAAUGCAAUGUGGAGACAGUUUGAAAGACAACCGUAAGUUCCACCCCAUGGCUGAGCUCUGGCUAUGGGUCGUGGCCAGACCAGAUAUUCACAUAUAUAAGGCUUGCCACUAAUGUAGUUACCUUUGGUCUGCAGCUAAUUUCUGCUGCAUCUAUAACACUCUAUGUAAAAACAUAUCUCAAAAGCAUUUAAAAUGGGCACAACGAUCAUUUAAAGACCAUGAUCUUGUGGAGAAAGCGCAAGUCUUCUGAGCUUUAAUUUUGAAAUGCAACAGGCUUGGUUUCCGGUGACGCUCCGUGUGACUCCCGCCAGUUUGACGCAGCUGGAGCGGCUCGCGGAGGCACGCGCGCCGCGCGCUUCAGCCAGCGGAAUACAAACAGACCCUUUUCUCCUCCGAGAGGAGAACAAGACUGCCUUGUGGAGCGUCUCAGGCGCAUGUUGGGGUGUCUUCCGCUCGUGCCGCCUGUUGACCACCAUGGGAGCAGAAAGUAACCGACUGGGUUCGGGAGGACGGGCUGGAGGAGCCGCUCACUGACAGUUGUUGUCAUCUGCCUGACAGACAGACCGCCCGGUGAAACGUGACGGACAGGUAACCCGCUGCGCCUCCCAGGUCUAUGGCCUGAAGGAGAACAGGAACGGAGAGCAUGCUGUGAGGUGAGGGCUUCGUUUUUGACUUCACCGUGUAAGCAUGGGAUUGCCCUAGCCGGUGAGAAGACCGGAGGUUAGUGUCUGAGUCUGUCUGCGCUCCGUCCCCUCCGGCGGACAGCGAGGAGACUGGAGACGGGGGGCGGGUUGCGUCGCCUGUUUCGGCGGAGACAUGGCAGCGGCCAUAGCCAGCGGUUUGAUCCGCCAGAAGCGGCAAGCAAGAGAGCAACACGCCCACCGACCGACCGCUCACCGGCGGCGGAAGAGCCCCGGUAAGAAGCAGGGGCUGUGCAACGGGAACCUGGUCGACAUCUUCUCCAAAGUCCGGAUAUUUGGCCUGAAGAAGAGGAGGCUAAGGCGGCAAGAACCGCAGCUGAAGGGCAUCGUGACCAGGUUGUUCUGCAGACAGGGCUUCUAUCUCCAGAUGGGCCAGGAUGGAAAUCUGGACGGGACCAAAGACGACAGCACCAACUCCUCUCUCUUUAACUUAAUUCCUGUGGGUCUGAGAGUCGUGGCCAUCCAAUCAGUCAAGACGGGUCUCUACAUCGCCAUGAACGGAGAGGGUCACCUCUACUCGUCGGAACUGUUUACAGCUGAGUGCAAGUUUAAAGAGUCGGUGUUUGAGAACUACUAUGUAAUCUACAGCUCGAUGCUCUACAGACAGAAGGAGUCGGGUCGGGCCUGGUUUCUGGGCCUCAAUAAAGAGGGACAGGUCAUGAAAGGCAACAGGGUCAAGAAGACCAAACCAGCUGCUCACUUUCUGCCUAAACCUAUAGAAGUUGCAAUGUACCGAGAGCCGUCGUUACACGAUGUAGGGGAGGCGGUGCCUAAACUCGCAGGGGGCCCGCCUUCAAAAAGCACAACCUGCGAGCCUGUGGUCAUGAAUGGUGGCAAGCCAGUCAGCAAACCCAGCAAGGAGGAGACAUAACCCCGCCCUUCAUCUCCACCUCCCACCCCCCCAGCUGACUGGAAGCCAGGAAAAGCCACAGACUUGUACCGCUGCUGCGCUCUCAAAAAACAAAACUGCAACUAAAGGUAAUAAAAGAUAAGCUCUGGUUGGACAGCCUAGGGGUUGAACGCCUCGCCCCGCCCCACCCCGUCUCGCCUCGCCUCGCCUCUCCCUACUGGACAGAGUCGUGGGGCAACGCCAGAGUGACUAAAAUGCAGUUUGUGGCGGCGACAGUAAAAUCAGCCAGACAGAUGCUUCUGAAGUGGGACCCUGGCAUACACCGGUCAGGAGGACUUGGAUAAAUAUACAUAUACAUAAACACUGCAAACAAAAAUCUGAAAAAUACCAUUGUCACUUCUUCUUUUGAGACAAUCUGCUUAUAAUUUUAUGUUGUUGCCAGGUACGUUCGCUCGCCAGUGGCCACAGAUACACGUGCUCCCCAACUUGGCUCAAAAUCGACCACCAGGAUCCGAUCUUUAAGUACGUUAGAAGCAUCCGCACAUGCUCUGCAAAGAGAACGUUUCAAACAAAAAGCCCCUGUGAAUCAGAAGGAGCUUAGUCAUCAAUCAAUUAGGAUGCAGAACAGGUCGUUGCAGCAGAAAGCAGGGGGGAGUGCAUCACAUUCACAGCAAACUCACCACUGACCUGUCCGCUUUUUCAUCUGUCUCGUAAAAAACCCACAAACCUAAAGCACGAACUUUCCUUUGGUGGAUUUACUAGUUUCCUCGUGCACAAACGAGCGCUCCCAGCUCUGGAGAACCCAGUACACCUUAACAAGUACAUCUCCCCCCAGAAUUCCCAAACUGUAGCAACAAGGAGCGGAUGUGAGGGUUUCCGGAGUCCGAACAGCACGGUAGCAGUCAGUGUUUACAUAGAGUAGCAGAGAGGGGCGUGGUGAUUUUAUGCCUUCACGAGUACUUGAAAACAAAGCAGGAAUCAGGGUAUUAGUGGGCGGAGGGCCAUGCCAGCGAUGACCAGGAGCUGUGAGCUAGAAUUGGGACGAACACAUCAGAGUCGUAUUCCCACCAGGAUUUUAUUCAUAUCAACAUUCAGCCAAAGGUUGGGGAUUAUCCUCAGCCGGUUUGGAUAAAGUAGCAUGUAGAAGACAUUUUGAGACUGUUACCACCGCCUCGGUGCGUCGCUUUCUGCUUGAGGUGGACUCUAGCUCAGCUUAGGAAGGAAAGAAAAGGUACAUUUUAGCACAAGUCACUUUUUGGAUCUUUUCUCCCCAUUUUUAAACAUUCUUAUGGAAUCAUUUCAUCUUUGGCCCAAUACAGAUGGUCUAUGAGCUCUUUUGAGAAGUAGAAGCAAAUACUUGAUGAUGAAAUGGAGACGUGAUUUUCAUAGUUUUUGCACCUCUAAUUGGGUCCAUUUUCUUUUUGUUGCCUGUUCUCACCUUCCACACUUGGACUGACGUUCCACACAUCAGGUUCCUUACAUAAAAAUGCUGAUUCAUCCACUUUUUUCCUCCUUGUUGCCCCCAUAAAUGGUGAAGUUCUUCUUCUAUGUGCCUUUGUGGUGGUAGUGUGGUCAUUCGUUCACGUAGACGGUCCGGUUGUGCACGUUAGACACAAAACAUCUAUUUAAAAAAGUGAUGAGUCAUGUUUUUCCUCAUUGUCAACAGUUAAUUUCGUGAACGUACAAGCUAAACUUACUGUCAGAGUCCGGUUCUUGUUCUGUACGUUGAUUUAAUAGUCUAAGCUUGUAUCGGCACAGCAGGACGGCUUUAAAUCAGUCCGCACAAUGGACUCGGAGUUCUCUAGUCAACGAGAGCGGAGAAAACCACCCGAACCAAUAAGAGCACACGUCAGCUCCAGUAUUAAUCAAAAACAUGGGUUUGUUUACACCAUGAAGUCCUUAAAUACAAAUUGAAAACACGAAACCACCCUCUCACUGUGACAGCCAACAUGGCACUAAUUUGUGUGUUUACUAACUUGUCCUUGACCGAAAGACUAGACACCAAUCGCUUCAAGUCCCAAGCUAGUGGUCAGAUGUGUCAAUACUGUGAUCCCACUCUUCAGAUUAGUGACAACGAUGCAAAUCGUCUGUAAGGUGGAAGGUAAAAGAGCCUUGAAUCCCAACUUUGGACCCCCCCCCCCCCCCGUGCAUUAAUGGGAUGAUUGGAGCACCGUCCUGUUUCGCUCAAGAUUGAUGACCUCCGCCAGUGUUGUCGCAGCUACAAAGGAAACAGGAGACAAAGCAGCCUCCUGGCAGAAAUCAAGGCUGCGUGAUUCACCCUCACAUCAAACGAAACCGCCGCAGCCUCGGCUGCAGGUCUGCAUCUGUUUAGCAGGUGAGCCGUGUGCCGCUGCACGCCAGUGUCGAGCCUCUGAUUCGUAAGGAGGACGUUACAGACCUCACAGUGUUUCUAAUUGACAUUUCUGAGAUUUUUCUCACAUACAGCACAUUUCUCACUUCUUCUCUGAUCUUAUUAGUCUUAUCUGGCACUCGCUGACCAGAACAUUUCAUUACACGAGCUACUCUGACUCUGUGCACAGAGGUUUAUCGUUUCAGCCUUUAAACGAUGGAGUUUUAAAAGAUCUUUCAUUAUUUUUAGUGCUGUGAAAAUGCUUUUGCCCACUUACAGGUUUCUUCUGUUUUGCUUUUUGUCACAUUUAAAUGUUUCAGAUCCGUAAAUAAUGUCUAUCAGACUGAGAACCUCAGUAAAUACAAAAUGCAGUUAUGGUGUCCUGAAGGAGCAGCGCAGCCCCAGACCAUCACACUGCCACCACCAUGAUUGUCUGUUGCUAUGAUGUUGUUUUAGUGUUAGUUUGGCUUCAGGUAGAACCGGAUGCAUACCUUGGGGAUCAUCAAAAGGUGUUUGGUAAAUGUUAGGCAGGUCUCGGUUUUCCUUUUGUCCUCAGAACUCUCUCUCGUAGAUGGCACUCCCCCUACUGACCUCGAUAUUUGUCAUGACCUCUGACCUUAAAGCAGCAAUUGUGAGCUGUCCCCAUUUCAGGAAUAUGUUCGAUUUUGUUUUUUAGAAAUCCUUUAAUGAACAGAUUUCAUCCUCAGCCCACUGGGGGGUGUCAGUUUUACUCCUUGAUGUAGUUACCGUUUAUACUCAGUAAGCCCAUGAGAUUGCCAAGUCUGCACCAAAUUAACACCGCAGCGCCAGCAUUUGUAUUUCAACGCUCAAAAAGCUCCAAAGCUGUUUAAAGAACUGAAGCCAGUAAACAGGAGCAACCCAGAAGUUGUUUCUUGUACCCCUAAGAAGCCACAACAUCUUUUGUUUUACUGUAAUAUCAGGUAAAGCAGGCUAGAAGCUAAUAUUUAGCUAACAAUGCUAACGGUGAAUUCUCAAGCUACUUUUUUUAGUUACCAACAGCUCAAUAUUACAGUGAAAUGUGAGUGACGUGAAUAACGACUCAAUGGUGGCGUUUUACUUCCUUUGAUGAGUCGUUUAGGAUUAUAACGGCACGCUAACAGCAUAUGACAAUGUAUUUAUCUACUUGUCAUCUUACUGUGUAUGACUCGUCUUCGCUCGUCAUCUAGAAUCUUCUGGUGCUGAUCCGUAACUGGCCACAGCCACAAAGCUAAAAGAACGGUAGUGAGAAUAGUUUUUCUUCUGCAGCACCCAAAUUUGACCACAGGAUGUCAUUCUUACUAAAUUCUCACUUAUUGCACCUUUAAAUUUCAUUAGAACCGGGCUAGAUGUAUUGCUUUUUGAGAUCUUUUAGCCUAAGCCCUGCUGCUAGAUUCUCCUGAAGUGAUUCCUUGGUUUUACAGGUAUGGUAGUAAUCUGGUGUGGGCUUGGGUAGUGGAACUGAGUCCAGCUCACUAAAUAAUCUGGUUAUUCUCAUCCUUCAUGAUUUUAACAAAGGGGCGGAUAUUUUAUUUUAUUUUGGACCAAACUGGUUUGAAUGGCCUUUUUCUUUUAAAUAAAUGAAAACCUAAAGUAAAAACUGCAUUUUGUAGGAACUCGGGUUAUUGUCUCGAAAUUGAAAUUUGUUUGUUCGUCUAAAACAUUUAAGUGUAAAAAAAAAUAAUAGCAAAAGGAGGAAUCAGUGAGGGGCAAUCUGUCUUCACAUCACUGUAACCGCAAUGUUGGUGCCGAGAUCAAACCAGAACGGUGCUUUUUGUGUCUGUUCACGAGAAAAUAAAGAAAUAAUGAAGCUCUGAGUGCCUCGCUCUGGGUCAGGAUUUAA